Messenger RNA from Pestalotiopsis fici W106-1, 1710 nucleotides. RefSeq lists its product as uncharacterized. The record is from RefSeq and is a predicted model, not a curated record. The transcript is spliced from 4 exons. Lineage: Eukaryota; Fungi; Ascomycota; Sordariomycetes; Amphisphaeriales; Sporocadaceae. Bases 1 to 1710 code for a protein of 569 amino acids. Gene Ontology annotation, molecular function: chitin binding.
AUGAAGUUCUCUGUGCUCGUCUGGCUUGUACCAGCGCUGGUAGCAUCUCAGAGCACAACCACGUCUUCACUCCCAGCAUGGGCAACGGGUGUGGAAACGGAGGAUGGGACCUGCGGCGGAACAACAGGGUGGGUAUGCACCCCGACCUGGGGCGCUUGCUGCUCCAAGGAUGGAAUAUGUGGCCGCUCUGACGCCUAUUGUGGUGAAGGCUGUCAACCCUUAGCUGGAAACUGUAACGCGGUCGCAGCACCUGCGCCGGGACCCGGAAGUCCAUCUCCAGAUGGCUCCUGUGGCGGUGCAAAUCAGUACAACUGCACUGGUGCUACCUACGGCGCCUGUUGUUCGUCAAGUGGUUACUGUGGCGACACAACCGGUCAUUGUGGCGCGGGCUGUCAGAGCCUCUUUGGUACCUGCUCAACGGUCGACGACACCGUCAGUACUGAUGGACAGUGCGGUAGUAAUGGCAAGACCUGCGAGGGAUCCGGUUUCGGGGACUGCUGUUCCUCUGGCGGUUGGUGCGGUGGCACAGAUGCACACUGCGGAACUGGUUGCCAGGAGGGCUUUGGCAACUGCACCAGUACUGGGAGCAACCCGCCAUCGGGUGGCAUUUCUGUCGAUGGCGCAUGUGGAGCCAACGGCAAGACGUGUGAAGGGUCUACCUUUGGCGACUGUUGUUCUUCCAGUGGUUACUGCGGAGGCACGGAUGCAUUCUGCGAUGCUGGAUGUCAAUCCGGCUUUGGGCUCUGCUCUGACGCAGUAAAUGUUACAACAGACGGUACAUGCGGCCAUGAUGGCAAGAUUUGCACAGGCUCGACCUUUGGCAACUGCUGUUCAGCGAAUGGGUACUGCGGAGAUUCUGACAGUCAUUGUGGUACGGGUUGUCAGCAGUCUUUUGGCAAGUGCUCUGCCCCAAGUAACGUGACUACCGACGGAACUUGUGGCAAGAACGGCAAAACCUGCAAGGGGUCGACAUUUGGAGACUGUUGCUCAUCAAGUGGUUACUGUGGUUCGACCAGCGAUCAUUGUAGUGUUGGUUGCCAGUCAUCAUUCGGAACCUGUGACAGCGGCAGCGCUAAUAUAUCGACCGACGGAUCGUGUAGUAAGAAUGGCAAGACCUGCAAGGGCUCAACAUUCGGAGACUGCUGUUCGGCAUCCAACUAUUGUGGCAAGACAACGGACCACUGCGGCACCGGAUGCCAGUCUGGCUUUGGCACGUGUACCAGCACUGAUAACAACAUCUCAACCGAUGGAGCCUGCGGCAAGAAUGGAAAGACGUGCAAAGGAUCGACGUUUGGCGACUGCUGCUCCUCAAGUGGCUAUUGUGGCAAGACAACCGAUCACUGCGGCGCUGGUUGCAAUGCAGCCUUCGGUACCUGUAGCAGCGGUUCCAGCAACAUCUCUACAGACGGCCAGUGUGGAAGCAAAAAUGGCAAGACAUGUGUGGAAUCCGGGUUCGGAGGUUGUUGUUCACUUACUGGCAAUUGCGGCAGCACUGGGGCUCAUUGUGGCCAAGGAUGCCAGAAAGAUUCUUCCAGCGCUUGCUUGACGACAAAUAUCCCCACGAACGAUGGUACUUGUGGAGCCAAGGUCGGCCUCACAUGUGCCGGCGGUAGCUUUGACGGCAAUUGCUGUAGUUCCAGCGGGUAUUGUGGAACGACCACUGGGCAUUGUGGCACCGGAUGUCAACGUGGUUAUGGAAAGUGCACCUAG